AGUAAAACACUACGUGAUAUUAUACGCUAGACUUUUCUUGAUCGUCGUAUAAGUCGUCCCAAUAGCACCGAGUAAAAGAAACGAAGGAACUAAAGAGUUUUGGCCCACCCAAGUGAAAACAGCUGUCAGGCUGUCAGGACUUUCACCGGUGCCACUAAUUUCUCAACAAAACUUACGAGACUUACACGGCCCAACGCUUCCUUGCAAAGAAAAGAGCGUAGACAAACGUGAAAAGCAUCAAAUUACAAAUUUAUCUGUAUUUCUUGUAUUUGCUCUUAGUAUGGUAUAGCAGUAAUAAUCUAAAGACCCUUGCAUAUCAUGGCCGACACACAUCCGGACUCCGGCCUCCGGAAGCGCCGCGCAAGCUUCGUACAAGCCGCCAAGGAUGUAGAGCAGAAGAUCGCCUCGGCGUUACUUGUGCUGUGGGACGACCUGCCGUCCUGGCGGCGCGAUAACCAUUACAUCGUCUCGGGAUACCGUCCGGAUAGCAACAGCUACUGGCGGUCCUUCACCUCGCUCUUCUACAUCCAUAACGAUUUCGUUAACAUCUGGACGCAUCUCCUCGGUGCCAUCUUCUUUACCUCUGCGGGAGCUUGGUUGUAUCAUGUCAUCGCACCUCGAUACGUAUCCGCAAGCAGCUCGGACGUGUUGGUGUUCGCUUGUUUUUUCGCCGGCGCAAUUCUGUGUCUCAGCAUGAGCGCUACAUUCCACACAGUUUUGAACCAUUCCGAGGAAGUCGCGAAAUGGGGGAACAAGCUGGAUUACUCGGGCAUCGUCUUUCUUAUCGUGGGGAGUUACGUUCCAGCCCUCUAUUACGGUCUAUUCUGUAUACCGAAGCAAAUGACGAUCUAUUUGUACGGGAUAUUCCUCCUAGGCUUUGGCUGUGGCGUAGUGUCCUGGGUCGAGCAGUUCCGGACACCACGUUGGAGACCCUACCGAGCGGCCAUGUUUGUGGGCUUGGGUGUAUCUGGAGUUGUCCCUGUCUGCCAUGCGCUUCGUAUAUACGGUUAUCAGACACUCAAUGAGCGCAUGGGUCUUAAUUGGGUUUUAUUCCAAGGGUUUCUAUACAUCUUUGGAGCGUUUCUCUAUGCAGUUCGAUGGCCUGAACGAAGUUUUCCACGGACCUUUGACAUAUGGGGUAGCUCUCAUCAGAUAUUUCAUGUCCUCGUCUUACUUGCGGCCGCAUCACAUUUGACCGGCAUGAUUAAAGCGUUUGAUCACCACCAUAGUAUCAUGGGGGGAGAAUGCUAAAACGUAACCGACAAUAUAUUGAGGCUACUGCGUUCCUUACCACGAGGCGCCAUUUAUAGGAUCCGGAGAGCUAGCCGCCUGAGAUAGUCCACAAUGGAGCCAGUGUGGUUUUGGAGACGCAUCCUUGUCUCCCUCUCGGGGAAGUUGACUAGGUAUGUAUACGCGGAAGUCGCUACGUAAUGUGUACUAUAUCCGGGAUCGAUGGUCUUCAACGGUAGAUUGCAACGGACGGCGAGUAUGGAUAUUAUGCAAUUAUAAUGGAGGUCGGAGUUGAGUAUAUACGAAUAGUCCUGUUCGUUCUGAUAGCAUGCCUGUACUAUAGACUAAACGGGGAGCCAUUAUACCACAAGCGUUCUAUAAAACUAUUCCUUAGGAAGAGCAAUUGAUAGAAUCUGGCACGACCGAACCCGUACAUGGUCAAGUUGCUGGAUACCUAUAUAAGUGUAGGUGCUAUUAACU
Daldinia vernicosa is the source of this 1710-nucleotide messenger RNA. Its product is annotated as HlyIII-domain-containing protein. Bases 319 to 1251 code for a protein of 310 amino acids. The transcript has 5 exons. Gene Ontology annotation, cellular component: membrane. Gene Ontology annotation, molecular function: signaling receptor activity. The record is from RefSeq and is a predicted model, not a curated record. NCBI's taxonomy places the organism in Eukaryota, Fungi, Ascomycota, Sordariomycetes, Xylariales, Hypoxylaceae.